Cinara cedri is the source of this 39062-nucleotide messenger RNA. The record is from the annotation of a GenBank genome assembly. Lineage: Eukaryota; Metazoa; Arthropoda; Insecta; Hemiptera; Aphididae.
GACCCGAGACUGUUGUUCUCUCGGUCUCCGGAGGAAGUGGAAACUGUAAAAAUGUUAGAUAUUUUUUUUUUUUUUUUAACAACGACUAAACGACGCAACGUUUAGUUAAUUAUUGUUAUCCGUUCGAUGCGUUUGUACGUAUGCAGAGUUUGGCAUAGGUACUAGAGUAUUCCGUUUUUCAUAAUAUACAUAAUAUUGUUUUUAUCAGUUAUUUUAAUAUUUCGACAAUAUUAAUUGUAAUGGUUAAACGAUAUAUAUUUUUUUAUUUUAAGUACCUAUUCUUUGAUCCAGUGUCAGUGUAAAAAUAAUUAUUUUUAAACGUGUUUUUUUUUCUGUUACCGUUUACCCUCGUUUACUCAUAUCACCCUUAGUGUUGUACCCAUUGAAAAUUUAACAUUCCACCGGGCUUGAUGAAUGUUUAUUGGACUCGUGUGUACCAUGAAGGAUUAUCGGACAAUGAUGCCUGUCACCAGAGUUGCUGCAGUUCUCAUAUUCACAAUAUUGACUGAUAUUCAACCGGUUUGCUGUAAGUAAUCUGAUAGCUUUAUAUUUAUAUUUAUGUAUCAUUAUUUUACUCAAACUUACUUUUAUGUGGAUCUCUUUCCUUGAUCCUGUCAGAUAGAAAGACUAACCAAGUAGUUAUAAGUAUUAUUCAAUAAUAUUUAUUCGUGUAUCAAUUACUAACCGAUUGUAGGGUAGGUACUCUUUUGUAAACAUUCCCCUUAAAGAACAGUAAUCGCUAUAAGAAUAUCUGUCCAGGUAUGCAUUAAAAUAUCCGGUUGCUAAUUUAGUUACUGUGGAUUAGACCGUUGAACAAAAAAAAGAUUACCAAAAUAAAAGAUUAAACUUAACGGAUGAGAAUCGGUAUUAAUAGGUAUUGUUAAUAAUAUGCAAGUACAUUAUAUCAGUGAAUAUUUAUAUACUUAAUCAAAGAUAUUCAUUUUUUAAUUCAACAAGAGAUAAAGCAAAGGUUUGGUUCAUAAAAAAUAUAUAUAUAUAUUUGUAAUAUAAUUUUACAUUUUUUUUUCUUCUCUAAAUGGCAGUGUUACAGAAAAGUAAUGUGUAUGUCAAACAAAAUACAGACAGUAUUGUUUGGCAUCUGGCCAUUAAGAGCUUGAAGGGGGUUUUUUUUCCUAUCUGAGAUUUGAUUUCUAUUUGAAUAGUAUAUUAAUUAAAAAUGUAUGCACUCUAACGUUAUCUUAUAUAAUACUGUUGGUUAUUAUAUUUAUUAAUUAUGUACCUAUGUUUACCAUAUGGCUACUGUAGCACAAUAAAAUAUUAUAUUAGGUGUGAGACUUGUAGGUAAUUAAGACUUGUGUACCCUUAUACAAAUUAUUAAAAUUAAAUUAUAUGAUAUCUGACAUUAAAAAGAGUGAAAAUAGUUAAUAAUGUAAUCGAACAAAUUGUUAAAAUACAUUAUAUUUGAACAAAUGAUUUAUUAUUACUUAAUUUAUUUUUGUAAGUUAUGUAUUUACUCGGGUACUUAUGAUUAUCUAAUAUAUAUUUUUCACUCUAGUGAUACAGUGACUAAAAUAAAAACAUAAAAAUACACCACCUGGCAAAAAUAAAACACUAUUAUGUUACAAUACCCCUAUAAUAACACUGAACAGGUGAGUUUUUAAUGUUUUUUUUUUUAGGAAUAUUUGCAAAAAAAUUAAAUAAUUAUGUUUUUUUGGACGUUUGCUUAGAUAUUUUUCGUUGGUCAUUUAUACUUGAAAAGCUGUUUGCAAUAAUAUUCGAUUUAGUUAUAGUUUGUUUUUUUCUGCCAUCUGCUUGUGAUAAUAAAAAAAAAUAUUUUAUUUGCGCGACAUGUGGGUCCAGUCUAGCAGAUGCAUAAUAUCAUGUUAUUAGGUAUACAUUUGUUUAAUUUUAAUUUUUCCAUUAUUAUUACCUCCUACGCUGUUCAAUAUUUUGUUAUGGUUAUUAUUGUAUUAGGUACCUUACUUAUUAUUAUUAUCACCUAUUUUUUAUUUUUAUCACACGUUGUUCAGUACUAUUUCUAGUUUCUAAGUUUUAAAUAUUAUAGUUUUAUUGAAAAAAAAAAAUAACGCCAUGCUUACGAAAUUUAUUUGGUUUACCAUUCGUUUUGCUUAACUCUCCUUAUUCAGUGUGGUGGAGUAACUUUUUUUUAUACAAUAUAAAAACUCGAUAAUUAUGACUUUAGAAAAAUAAUAAUAACAUGUAGUCAAUUUAUUUGAAAUAGUUUGGUCAUAGAACACUGAAUACCUCCUUAAUUUAAUAUAUAUGCUAUCGAAGUUAAGCGUCUGUUAAUUUGUUCAUCAUGUACUUCCUUUAAACAUAUUAUUUUAAUCUUUUUUAGUAAGUAUUAAAUUAUAAGUAUUAAAAAUGAUACAUACCUACGAGCCUACCUAUUAUAUUUAUAUCUUUAAAUUCGGGUACGAUCGGAUUUCAAAGACCACAUAAUAAAGAAGCAAGCAACCCCUUUUAAUUUUUGUAUUGUAUUUUUUUAUAAUGUAAUACGACUACGUCAAGGACAACCUCUAUAAUAAUAUUAUUCAUCCCGCAUAACAAAAUAUCAAAAAGUAAAAUAAAAAUAUUAAUAAUAAAAUGCGAUACUUAGGUACAACUUAACACGCUCCAAUCAAAAUAUUCUUUUUUAGUUUUUGUGUUCGUUGAACCUUGCUUAGUUCUCUGUUUAUUAUUUUUUUUAAAUAAUACACUAAAUUUAUUAUUAUUAACAUGGUUUUGUAUAUUGAUCACGAAAAAAGUAAGUACUUGGUAGGAAUUUUCGUCAGUCGAUUUUGGUUAGAAUUGGUAUACCGGAAUAUGUGUCCAUGUGUUUCGUUCCAGUGUAAAACAAUAUAAUAAUAUAUUAUUAUUCAUAAUUUGAAUUAAAGUUGUGUGAACCGAAAUUGUAAGUGUUGUUUUUUUACAUUUUUUUUUUUUAUAUCCACGGAAAUGAUGGAAAAAAAUACCAACAACUGUUUCUGUCGUAUAAGUGUUCUCAUAGUUUAGUCUAACACAUAUGGGUGUAUAACAUUAUUUUAUAAUCGUUCUAUUUGAUUUUUUUCAAUCAAAGUUUAUUUCGAAAUAUAAUUGUAUUUUCGGUCCCACGUGAAAAUGUUAACUGCAGGAUGAAUCCGUCAUUAAAAUUUUUUUCCCUGCGACCCUCGUCUACUAUUUUUUUUUUUUUUUUUUUUUUUUUUUUUUUUUUAUAAACAUAUAUCUGACCGUAUUUGAAAUAUUGAAUAAUAUCGAUAUACAGCAUAUUUUGUUAUUUAUAAACAAAAUGUGGUAUGAGAUAAUUAUUAAAAAAUAAAUUUUAAUUUCUGAAUGACACAUGUCCCUAUUAUGGCUGCCGAUAUAGGUAGUAAAUUUUAUUUUGGCUAGCGGUCUUGGAAAAUAUAAAUAUUAGACCCUUGAGUAAUUAUCUGAGUUUGUGACUUUUUCCAUGUAUAAUUUUUAAUUUGUACCGAUCUGUAUACAGUAUACUAAAUAAAAUAAUAUUAUAUUAUCGAACAAUAAUGUAGGUACUCCAAAUCAAGAUACUCGUAAAUUGUGUGUCUUCGUACCAAUUAUUUUAUUUUCUUCUGUUUGACUUCGACCAUUAAGAUCACACUGCGAAGUAUAAAACCGGCCACCUAUCCCUUACAGAGAACCAUAGUCAUCAUGUUCUUCGCAACUUAAUUCCAUUGGGUUUCCGAUUUCACUGUCUUAAUUCCUUUUUAACAUACCCCUCCUACCCCCUUAAUCUUAUUCCUUAAAGGUCUAAAGAACCUAAGGGUUUCCAAAAGGGAUACUUAAUGGUCUUCUCGAUCACUUACUUAGUUACUUAAUUAAAGGCCCUUGUUUACGUUAACCACCAUUUUAUUCGAGUAUCCUAAUUUAUAAUAUAAUUCACAAUAUUUUAUAUUUAUUAUUGAUCAUUGAUUUAUGUAAUAUUGUUUACGUACAACUAAUUCAAAGACUGCAACCUAUCAAUAAAUUACUUGUUUCUAAUUUUUCAUACAUUCGCCCUCAAUACCCUAUAGAUUAACAAUGAAUAUCACUUUAUGACAUUUUACGAAUACUUUUCUAUACCUAAUUUAUAGUUGGCGUGUGGUUAAACUCAUAAUUGCUAUUUUUAAUAUUAGUACAGCUCUACGGUCUUCAAGACAUUUUCAUUCAUUUUGCUUUUUUAAGUGAAAUUUACAGGAUGUUGAUUUUUUUUUUUUAUUAGUCACAAAAACGAAAGCUUCAUAAUCCUAUUUCUGUACUUUAAAAUUAACUUCAACUAUAGAAUAUCUUAGAUUUCGAGCAGAACGAGAAUUGUAUUCGUUUUAUACCAGAUGCUCCACAUAGUAUCAGUAGGUACUUUGCUUACCUAGUACAUUUUUUUUUUUUGUCAAUUAAAAUUUUUAUUUUUAAUACUCAACAAUCUCUCUCUGCUAUUAAUAACAAUAAUAAUAUAUAUAGGUAAGUGAUAGACAAAAAACUAAUAGUAUUUCAAAUAAGUCCCAUAUAUCUGGGAUAUUUCUUAAAAUUAAAACAAUGGCGGCGAGAAGAAAUUCAAUAGACCGCUGACGUUUUAACGACGAAUUUAAUGUUCGUAAUAAUAAUAAAAAUAAAUAUUGCUUGAACCAUCGUUUUUGUGGUCUACGGGGUCUUCCAAAUUGUGUUUAAAGUUUGAAAGUAGGAGUAUGGACUAUACUUUUAAAACUAACAUGAAAUUCCCUGUAUAAUAUACACAAAACAACUGUGGCGGUCUAUCAAUAGCUGCCAAAAGUUCGUUUAAAAACAAAUAUAUAUGUAUUCAAUAUUUUAACAAUUGAACGUAAUGAUUUGUUUGUAGUUUUUUAAUGUAAAAAAGAAGUAAAUAAAAAAAAAUUGUUUUAUAACUAAGAUUAUUCGUAAAAUUAAACGUUAGUCAACGUUUAUUAGUUUAUACCUACUAUACCUACUUGUGCGGCGCAGGAAGUUUCAACAAAUAAAUACAGAAUUUAUUUAUUUAUAUAGGUAAACAAACAAAUAAUAACAAAUUAAUGUUUUAAUUUCUCAAUAAUUAUUGUUCUUAUUGUAUGCGUUAGAUAUUUAAACUUCCUGCCUAAUCUAACUGACUACACGCGGAGUUAUUAAAAAGUGUUUUCGGCAGGAUAUAAUAUUUAAAUAUACGCGUAUCCUUUAUUUAUUAAUAUCGUAUUAUAUGUACGAUAAUAAUUAUUGUUGUUUGAAUUGAUUUUAAAGUUAGCAUGUGUUUACCAAUUAUUUAUUACCACCUAUCUUUAUAAUGCGGUUAUCAAAUGUUAUUAUGUACGGCUUAGCUUAAAUACAUAAAAUACAUAGAGUUACGUGGGUAAAUAGCGUAAUGCAUAUUGUUGUUGAUAUAUUAUUUAUCUAUUUUAUUAAAACACACUGUUGUAAAAAAUAAGAAAUGUCGAUUCUGCUGAUGGGUGUGUUAUUGUUUUAGCAGAGAAUUUGGAAGGGAGUAAUAAAGUAAUCUAAUUUGUAUUAUCAGUACGUAACGAUAAACCAUUGUUAAUGAAAAAUCGUGAAAAACAAUUCUGACCUCAGUUUGUCGAGCUCCCAUCAGAAUCAUUUUCUAAGUUUUAUUGAUUGCAAAAAUUUAUCGUUGUUUUAAGUAAAAUAUAAACUAAAUUACUUUUAAAUACUUUACUUUACUUUUAAGUCUAUAGACUUCCUUUACAAUAGUUCCCAACAGUAGCCCUUCUGUGGUGCGAAAUAUGUUCGAUUAAAAAAAAAAAAAAUGUAUAUCUCAUUAAUAUUGACCAUUUAUAAUAUGACCUUAAACAUAGCCAAACUGCAGUUCUCUAAUCUAGAGUAGAUUAUAUAUUGUGGUAUAGAUUUUUAUUAAUCUCGGUACACAUAAUAAUUAUACGACGUUAUAAUUUACAAUUAUUAAAACCGUUUAACCGUUCAGAUAGCCCUAUGUUUAAAUAAUAUUUAAAAACCAAUUCUAAUUAUUGGUAUUUUAUAUGAUUCUCGGCGCCGUUUUAAAUAUGUCGGCUAUUUAUUUGUUAUAAUUAGAAGCCCCUGAAAUAUUACAUGAUUCUACUUCCUGUUUUGUUUCUCGGUUGUUAUUACUAUUAUUUUUGUUUGUUUGACCUGUCAUAUAAUAAUAUAAUUAUAAUGACACAUUUUGAAUAAUAAUUGUUUAUGUAUUAUACUCUCGCGGUUUUAGCCUACAUUCAACGAUGUGUGUAUUUACAUUUUACUAUCACUGUCUAUAAACACUAAACGUAACAUAAUAUAUUAUUUGAAUGAAAAUAAUGUAAAAUUAUGAAACCAGAGCAAUAAAAGUUAUAAGAGUUGAUAAUGACAAAAUAUGUCUUGAAUUUCAUUUGUGUAGGGUUUUUAACGCCGCAAGUACACUAUAGAAACAUCUUCGAGUGUCGACAUUUGUCGAGAAAUGGUCUUAUUUUAUCUCUACGGAACACUAUAGAACCGUCACAUUAUACUGUGCAUAACUCGUGUGAAAUCGCAGAUUUUACUUUUGUUUGAUGGAAGCGCAAUACGGUUUUUAUUUUUGUGCAUUUGCUGAGUUCUCUAAAUUUAUGUUCACAAAUGAAACUUAAAAAAAAAAUGCCUCAAAAUUAUAAAAAUAUUUUCUAACUCACGUUGACGCAGUCGUUUAAAUCGAAUUCGUCGUCUCGUGCAAUUUCUUAUAUAAUAUGGUAAAUCAAAAAAAAAAAACAAAUACGCAAUUUCUAUAACUUCGCUGUCUUAAAUUAUAUUGUACCUACGCACUACAACUCUAAAUCUGCACGUUAAACACUAUUUAGCAUAACAGCAUAACGAUAUCAUGUGGAAAUAUUUUAUUAUUAUUUCAAUGAUUAUUAUUACUGCACACACACGUGCCGUAAAGACUUGCAAACAGAAAGGUGUGCUGUUCACGAAUAUUGCAUUUUGUCAAAGCCCCGUGUAGUCUUGCACUAAAGGAAUAUUAUACAUGUUGCCAUAUGGGUUUAAACUAUAAAUAACGGGUGUCCGAUAUUUUCUACAGUGCAGUACUACACUGUAGUAUGUAUACACCGUCGUCGUCGUCGUCGUUAACAUUAUGCGUGGGCCACCCCGUGCUGCUACGGUCUCAAAAUUAAUCUCGUCCGUUGACUUUUUUCUUUGACGCUAGUCCUACUCCAUACAUGUAUUAUAGAAAUAAUAAUUGGACUUUUUUUUUUUUUUCGAUAAAAACGUGAAUCGUUGCCAGAACUCCGCGAACAAAAAUUUCGUUGCUAAUUUAAACAUCAACAUCGACAGCGAAGUUUUUACAACAAUGUUUCCUGGUAUUUUUUUACAAACAUUUAUGUUGUUGUUUUUAUUUUAUUUUUUUAAUAUUUAACACGUCCCUAUAUACAAUGCACAGCUAGUUCGUUUACUUUUAUUUAAUAAUACGACGUGUGUUGUAUAAUUAUUUACCAUAAUAUUAUUACAAUACUUAUAGUAUAGCCGAUUUAUGCUUACAGAGUGAUCAUUCGUUUUCAUCAAGAACCACGACGAUUAUCUAUUAUUAGGUACAUAUAUUUUAUUUUUAGUUUUUUUUUUAACCAUAAAUGUUUCUAUGUAUUAUAGCAGCCACUGUUGUAAGUGGGAAGUUGGGAAAGUAGGAUACAGAAGGGAAUUUAAUGUAUAUCUGUAAGCAACGAUAAACAAGUUAACAAGCUAACGAAAAAACGAUUUUGAGCGAAGUGAUGCUUUGUCAACAAGAUAUCUGUCAUAUUAUGGUAAAAUAAUUAAAUAGGCAUUAUAUAUUUUCUCUAAUAAUAUUUGUUUAAUAUUAUACCGAUUUUCUCAUUUUCCUAUUUUUUUUUCCUAUUUGCCCAUUUUUUUUCACGGUUAUUCACAUUUGCUGCAAAACUCUUGGGAAAAUCAAAAAAUUACUUUCCUAAUGUACCUUUCCAGUUUUAACUUCCUUUCAGAAAAAGUGCUAUCAUUGUAAAUCGGAAUAAAAUCGUUGGUAGAAAUGUUGUCCACAGAAACAAAAUCGUAAUAAUUUACUAAUAUAUUUCGUAUAUUUUCCCGUUUUUCCUCCGGUUUUUUUUUUUGUUUUUCACAUUUGUUGAGAAAACUGAGAAAAUCGAAAAAUGACCUCCCUAGAGUACCACCCUAAGAAAAUUUCCUUUCUGAUAGAAAAAGUGUUCACAUAAAAAAAAAAAAAAUAUCUUUGUAAAACCGAUACAUUUUUCGCUAUACUUAGAAUCUAAAAGAAAAAUAAUACAUGAUACAUGGUUAAGAUUUACAGAGAUAACAUCUAUAGUCAUAAGGUAAUGUUCAAUUCUUGAAUCCUUUUCAAUGCAUUGUUAUUUGCCGUACGAAUUCUUUCAAUGUUCCGAUUGAUCUUUCUUUUCGGUCAAUUUACCAGAAUAUGGUGUAUUGAUUGGUUGUCGUUGAACGCAAAGCUGUCCUUAAGGUCCCAUUUGUACAUCAUGUAAUCAUAACGGCCGUACCCAGUUCGAAUUCUAUUAAGUACGAACUUUACAUCUCGUGGUAAAUCCAUACCUUCUACACCUUUAUUUGAGUCAGGCACUAGACAACUGUUCAUUGUAUCUGUUGAUCUCCAGUUUUUACGCCAUAUUUUCGUACCCUCAAAGCUUGAUAGUACCAGCUCAUUAGCUGUUUAGUGGCCUUUACAUUUUUUCGAGUUUUUUUCAUAAUAAUGAUUUAUUUUUGCGUUUUUAUAUAUAGUUUAUAUAAACUAUAAAUUGUCUACUUUCUAUUAUAAUCUAUAACUCUUCAAAAAAAACUUUCCAUAUAUAACAUAGUGAUCUACCCAUGUUUUUUGUUUCACAAAUGUUUAAUUACAAAAAGAGUUUACUGUUCGCAGUUUAUAAUCAAAACAAAAUAUAAUAUUAAAUGAGUGUCGAUUGUUUAGUCUCGUUGAUUCCGUCGUUGCCGUUUAAAAUGUUCCAGGUCAUUACUAUUAAUCACUAUUUUAUCCUGCCCAAAAUCAUACGUCAUAUUGCUUGUCUACGAUUUUUACGUUUUGUACACUAAUUUACUAACUGUUAUUGAUGUAAUAAUCGACCAAAGCGAAUAUAAUAAUCCAAAUUGGAAUUUCGUAGUAUCGAAACGUCCUUUCCACGGAAUAUCUGUAAAAAAAUUUAUUUUACUGCCAGUGUUUCUGCAGCAGUUUAUCGUCGAGAAUGUGAACGCGUCGCACAAAAAAAAAUAUAGCCAUAUAUAUGUCACUUGUAGAAAAUUUGCAAGUUUUUGUACACUAAAUACUUGUAUUAUCAACUAUUGCACGGGUCCAACGGGUUAAUUGCAACAGUAUUCAAACUAAAUUGACCGCUAUUAUAUACAAUUUAAUAGAUAUACUGUUGUGUUCUUAGUUUUUUUUUCCUUUAGCGUUUGUUCGUAAUUGCUGUAAGAAUAAUAUUUUACAGGUACCAUACCAACCGUUUUUAUCUUUAGAAAUAAUCUCGAAAGUAAAAAUAUUAAUAAAAACUCCAGUUGUUUCUCUAUACACAAGUAUAAUAUCUCUAUUAAUAAUAUUACGGGUUCAACUUUUUGGCGCACAAUAAUAAUAGUAUAGUAUAUUAAUUCAGUGUACACCAGUUUACCUACCAUUUAAAUAUUAAACGCGUUUCGUUAGACAGUUUAAUAUUUAUACGGUACCAUAUUGUGUAGUAUAUUGUACCAUAAUUAUUGUAUACAUCUUAUCAUAUACAAUAAUUAUUAUUAUUUAGAAUUCUCGGUUUGCGUAGAUAAUAUUAUAGUCGAGGCUAUGACAAAAUAAAGAUGUAUUUCAUGUAGCCGUGAUCAUAUUAUAUUAAUGUAUCGUUUGCGUAAUAUAUAGUAUCAUUAUUAAUUAAUCAAUUUAUAAAUUAUUAUAAUUAUUAAUUUAAAUAAUGUGUCGUGACUCGUAAUGGUGACCAUGUAAGUAAACUUAAUAUCGGUUUUUAUUUAGAGUGGAAUGUUCGUCGACGGUAAAUGAAAUAGAUAGCAUUAUAACAUGAUUCUAAAGUUCUGCUGUAUAUAGUUUUGAAAAUGUGAUUAAAAAAAAAUAAAUAAAUAAUACGGAAUACUUCGCACGACGCGGCGGGCCGCUGUUGUAGGUGAGAAGUUGAGAGUGUAGGAUGGAUACAGAGGAGAAUUUAAUUUAUACCUGUGUAAUUUAUAUUAUGGCAUCGAAUGUCUAUAGGUACUCAUUUUGAAGUAUCUUGAUUAUCUCUAAAUAUAUGUAGUAUGAUAGAAAAGUUCUGAGUGUAGCGAUGAAUGUAUUGGUUUUACAGGUGUUAAUUAAUUAAUUUAUUUAUUUUUUCUAUUCUGGGACAAACAUUUUUACAAGAAAUCUUGCUCUGAUAUGUACGUGUGGCACCAUUUCUGAAAGGAAGUAUUGUCUACAUGGUAUUUUAAAGUGGUCAUUUUUUGAUUUUCGAAGCAGUUUUUAUACUAUUUGGGAAUAACCGGGUUAAAACGUAAAAAGAAAAACGGACAAUUUACGAAAAUAAUACUUUUAUUAUUUUGAAUUUUGUUAUUUGCUGUAAUUCAGUUAAAAAUAAUUGUAGAGUCAUGAAAUUUGAAAACUUAUAUUUGCCUUUUAGAGACUUGAUCAAUUUUUCAAAAAUGUUUAAUCAUUUUUUAGUUAUUUAUAGACAUAUUAAUUUUGCGAGUUUUGUAUACGUAAUUUGUAUUCGCUAGGUAGGUACUCUAUAGUAAAAUUGUAAGACUAAACAGAAAUGCUUGACAAUUGAACAGGAAGUUCAUUAUAAGUCGUACUUUGUGGUAAAAAUAAAAAAAUUUAGUUUAAUAAUGUACCUAGUAUAUUUUUGUUUAUAAAAAUUUUAAUAUGAAAUUUAACGAAAUUGUUUUAGUAAAAAAUGAUGUGGAACAGAUCUAGUUACUGGUCCAUACAAAUUAUUUCAAUAUAUAUUUAUUUUACUAUAAUAUUGCAUAUAUAUUGUUGAAAAAGCAAUACUAUUAACCGAGCUCCACUCAGAAUUGUUUUUCGUUAGUAAUGAUUUAUCUUUGCUUACAGGUAUACAUUAAAUUCCUCGCUAUAUCCUACCUUCCUAACUUUUCAUCUGUAACAGUGGUCCUCCCAUCGUAUGAAGUAUGUCAGUCUUUUAUUUUUUCGUACUGUAAAAUAAAGGUAAAAUUUAUACCGGGUUUUAUUGCUGUAAAUGGUUAUGUUGUUAGGUAUUGAUACUACGACGUUCUGUUGACAACUUGGUUUCAAAAUACGACGGACACCUAUAUAAUAUAACGUUGUAUGCAAUUUACAUGUUUAUAAUCUAAUUUGUUUAAUUUAGAUUCGUGUGUACUGCAAACACUUUGUGGUGUCGUUGACAUUUUGGAUCAUUGAUAUUAUUAUGGUGCAACUCUUAUAGUAACGUCUUCAUAAUAUCCGUUGUCGUUUCCGCUUUACAAAUCUGCUACUAUAUACCGCACGGUAUACGAUAGGUAAACUAAACGUAGGUAUAUUACUAUUGAUUAUUCAGAACGGAAACAAGUAACGAAUAAUAAUCAUUAUUUUCUAUACACGAGACGACUAUAAUGUUAUAGGUGGUAUUGAUAACUACCUAUAAUAUAGAAUAUUUUUAUAUUAUUAAAAACACGCGCGAAGCCAAAUAUGUAUGUAUAUUUUUUUUAAUAAAUCGCAUCAUAUAAUUAGGAAUAACAUUGAAUGAAAAUGAGUGCAAAAUUUUUCACAUAACUGUUCACUGUAUUUGCAUAUGAAAUACAAAUAGUAUGCUUUGAACUAUAAUACUGAAUGAAUGCGUAAUCUACGUUACUGAUAAAAUAUUUAUAUCAGUACCAUUAUAUCUAAAUAUGUAUACUAUUCAUCAGCAUUUUUUUUCGUAACAUAUUAAUUAUAUAUUUUACACGUACACUAUGUUUGAUUACUUUAAUUAGAACGCGUAUUUUUUUUAAAAGUGCCUGGACGAAAUUAAAAAACAUAUUUGAUGUAUAUUAGUAUAAAUAGCAAAUUCAUUUUAUUCUGGCGAUUAGUUAAAAUCGAAUUUUAAAAAACUUACAAAAUCGACGUGAUAUUCCUUUAGAACGGGUAUAAUACUACAUCUUUAUUUCCGGUCUCUAUAACAAAAAAAAAAAGUGAUUAUAAUUUUUUUUUUAUGUUGUAUUGUUCUCACUCAGUUUGUAUGUUAUUAUAAUAGUGGUGUGUGUUUGUAUAAGAACAGAAAAAUUUUUUUUUUCGUUUGAAUCGGUCUUUGUUACUAUAAAAUACGUAGGUAGGUACGAAAUGUUACCUUUCCCGAUGACGACAUAAGUAUUAUAUAAUUUGUGUUCGGAAGUACAGUUCUGUAAUAAUUUAUUCGUCGGAGGCAGUAUAAACAAUAUUAUAUCAAAUAUAAAUAUAAUUUUGAUUCUGAGUGUUGGGGAGAAGCUGUUGGUUUUACUAAAAUUCUCAGCAGUUAUUCUCUAAAUCUUGGAAACUUUUUAUUUUUAGAUUCUGAGCUAAACUAGGUAUGUAUCGGUUAUACUAAAUAUGAUGUGUGAUUUUUCUUUGUGUAUGUAAACAACUUUUCUAAUCGUAUUCCAGUCAAUCACUGUCUUGUAGCAUUUAUCCAUUUAGUUGGUACAUUGAGGAAUCGUUUUUAAAAAAUAUUUUAACAAAAAAGAUAGUAAAUGUUUUAUUGUAUCUCACUUUACAAAACGAUUUUAUUUUACUAGGUAAGAAGAUUUGCUUUACAAUAAAAAAAAAAAUUUCAUUAGACCGUAUUACCUUCUAAUAAGUAGCUAAUAAUGUUACGAUGUCGGUUAUAGUUAAACGCAGUUCACCUUUCUUGCAAAUACUCAAUCAAUUUCUUUGUUUCGUUAAAAGUUAAACAAUAACAAUGAAUCUUUUUUCAGCUAGAUAUGUUGUCGGGAAGGAAAAAAGUAACAACUUAUGUUUUUACCAUAGUUGUGACUGACACAAUUUUUGGUGAUAGAUCUUUAUGAAGAUCAAACUUUCAAUUAAUAAGAAAAUUAUCUCUCUGGCCUUGAUUAAAGUACAUUGUAUUUCCUUGAAGCUUUAAGUUUACUCUAUUCAUUUUUACAAAAAUAUCUAUAAAGUACCUAAUUUUUUCCCAUCAUUCCGAAUUUGAAACUUUUCCGCCUUUUUUAAUGUCCCCUUUAAAUAUACUGCUCCCUUUCCCCCGAAGUGGUCAAAAUGACCCCAGAGGGAUGGUACAGCUCCCAUUAGGAAUCACUUUUCUAAAUUAUUCACAUCGUGCCUACAACGUACCGUCAAGCUAACGCAAACUUUUCAACCGGUAGUACUUUAUUUAAAAAUCGUUCCUAGAUUCUUGACAGUUUUUCGAAAAUAGUUUUCUAAGGAACGACAAAUUAUUCAUUGUUGUAUUUUUGUUGAUUUCUUGGUUACUUUAGUUACGAGGGGAAAAAUAACAACUAAUCUAAUAUAAUAACUUUACAUGUAUCAGUUAACCAAGCUCCGUUUUUAAUCGCUACGGUUUAUCGUUACUUUUAGUGUAAGCACUAAAUUAUCACGAUCUUAUAUACCUACUAAAUUUUCCACCCGCAAUAGCGGCUUACCUACGGUUUAUGUAUGGGUUUUUUGGUAUUAAAUAUUAUAUUCAUAAUUAUUUAAAUCUUGUUUUUUUUUACCUAUACAAUCUUAAAUUUUAGUAGUGUAGUACACAAUAAAAAUAAUGGUAAUAUACUCUUUCGGUUUACGAUUUUAUCGUCGAUACUGCGACGUAAAAACACGACGACGAAGAUCACUCUAUUUAUAAAUAAUUCAUUUUAGUCCAUUUUCUCCCAACUCUACUACGGGCACUAUAGUAUUAGUUCACAUUUUCACAACAUAACACUAUACUAAAACUUAAAUCUUUUUCGGACGUUACGAAUAUAUUUAUGUGCCUAUAUUAUAAUUAAAUGUAGAAAGAGCACAUAUUCAAAUUUUAAAAUUGUCCACGAAUGACAAAAAAAUCCUUAAGCACCUAGAGUUUCAUAAUAUUACAUAAAAUGACGUAGAAAUCUAUAGAUGAUAUUAUUAUCGAACAUUUUACAACUUUAAUAUUCAGAUUUACAUUAGUUAUUAGCAUAAAAAAUUUGUGUUUAAAUUGUUUUCAGAAAUAUUAAAUAUUUUUGUCUUUAUUGAAAAAUAAAAUACAAUCUGAAUAAUACAACCCCAUUGUUUACAUACAUACUGUUGAGCACUGUUAAACGUAUUCAAUAUUAUUGUUAUGUGCAAUUUAGUGUCUCAAAUUAUUAUUUUAUCUGAAAAAAAUAUGAUGUUUUUAACCGAAUUCGUUGUUUUUCACUUCGCUAUUUAUUCGCUAUACACUUCGUUCACGUGUCGAAUUAUUUCAAUAUUUAGUGUCAACUAUUCCGACCGGAUAUCCUCUAAAAUCGUCGACAUACGUGUUCAACGUUCAGUAUGAUAUUUUACGACAUUUGUUUUAAAUUAUAUAUACGUAAAUAUAAUGAGUUAUGGCUCUCGUCGUCGAUGAUAAUAAUCGGUGUAAUUAUUUUUAACUGGGCUUGUUCGUGAACUCGUAUUAACGCGGUCUACGCGGUAUCAUAAUAUUUUUUCGGAAAGUAUGAUAAUAUUAUUAUUUUCAGCCGCUCUAUCUUUAAGCAAUUAAAAAUUGAGAUAAACAAAUAAUGAUAAUAAUAAUGAUAUUAGCAUAUAAAAUGUUGAAGUUCAUUGUAAGAAAAUAGCCUAACGAUAUUAUUAUCAUUGUUAUUAACUUUUACAAUAUAUUUACGUAAUUCAUGAGUUUGAUUCGAAUAGAUCAUUUUCAGACACUGCGAUGUAAUAUUUUAUUUUGGGGAGAAACAUUAUUAUUAUAUUCACAUCAUAAGGGACGUUUGAGUAUAAAAAAUACAUUAUUUAUUAUUUAAUCGUAUAAUUUAUCGUUAUUCUAUUCAGCUAUAGCAAUAUAAUGUGUACGAAAUUAAUAAAAUUGGUAUUACUCGUACUACCAUUGUUUAAUAAUGUUUUUUUCGUGAACGAGAGAUAUUCGAUAGGUAUAGUAUAGUAUAUUCGAUAGUAUACACUGACACGUAUUUGCGUAAUUAUUUUGUAAUGAAAAACAUAAUAGUAGGUAGUAAUAUCACCAUGGUGUAUCUACAUAAUAUUGUUACUUUCGAGGGGAAAACUUUAAAAUUUGAUUUUCGUAACAAAACAACAAAAAUGGCCGUUUUGCAUAUUAUACCCAUACAUCGAAACCAACAUAGAAGCAUAUUAUGUGAGAGAGAAAAAUGAAAAUGUGCGGUUUUUUCAUGGCAAAAAUAUUGUCGUGAUUUUUUUUUUCGUUAUAAUCAUGACAAAACCGUGUUAACGUACUAGAAAUUAGUGGCAUACACAAAAGGUUAUAAACUCCUUGAAUUGUCUUCGACAUUUUUUUCAAUAUUCACAAGUUUGAGAUAUUCGUUAAGUCACAGUUUAGUCGAUUUUUUCUCAAAAAUAAAAACUGUAUUGUAUUUUACAUAGGUAUAAUAUAUUAUAAUAUUUUUCUAUUUUUGCGAAUGAGCUCAAAUUCAGGUAAUAUUAUAGUUGUUUCAUAGCCGAAUUUAAAUGAUAAAAAUUGAGUUGAGUUUCAAUAUUAAUUUAACCGCGUUGUUGCGGUAGGUAUGUGUUAUUAGCUUUAAACACCCCUAGAGACCCCCUAAUAUAACCAGGUGGAUGACAUUUUAUAAAUGCACAACUUAAGUACCAAUUAUGUGCCUUUUGGGUAUUUCAACUCUCAAACUACAAUUUCUACUCAAAAUUCACCAUUUUUUUUGGAAGUUAUAUAGUUGUAGUUAUAUACUACAGUAUAAUAUUGUACUAUACUAUAUUAUGUAUAUAUUAAGUACUAAAGAAUUAUAGUAUUCGGUUAUUUAUAAUUGUUUUUCGAAGAAUAUGUCUAUGAUACAAAAUUGGUGGGAGGAAAUUCGACUUUAAUGACAAACUCUGUAACAGCUUACGACUAUUUUUAUUUUUCUAAUGCAAUUUAAUUAUUAUAAUAUUAAAAAAUGAAAAGUCCUAGUGGGUCAUAAAAAUAAUCAAGUCAGAGUACUUUAAAUGAAAAUCCCAUUCUUGCAUAUAAUUUCCUGGUUAGGUCACUAGUUUUCAACCUUAAAAAACCUAGUAUAGACUUUUGUCAAAAUUAAUAUGAAUCGUACUAUUUGUUCACGAUAACAUUAAUCGCUCACAAUAAUUAUUUUCAACUAAUUCAAGGAGUACGUUUAUAGAUAGUCUUCGGUAAAAUCGCAAGUGCUGUUAGUAUCAUGAUAAUUCAUGAUUUUAUCAUACUUUCUGGUUUAUUUUUCUUAUGUCUAUGAGCGAAUGUCCGAUUACAAAUAUAAUACGAAAUGAGACUGUUUCGUCUUUUUAACCGUCUGUUUUAUAUUUUUCCAGGUGAUGGCUUAACCGACAAAAUUGAUAAACAGUUCAACUCCCACGCGUUUAUUGAACCUAAAUUAAUACACGCAAAACACAAAAGAGAAAUUGAAUCAACUAAAAUAAAUCCGGUAAGUACCUACUUAUAAUAUACAACUGGGAAAAUUGUGUAAAUUGUCUUAAUAUGUGCCAUUGUGCAAUGAGACUGGAAAAUAUUAACUGUUCUUUUUCUCGGUAAGAUUUACGCCAUUCAAAUUAGUCUUCAGUUAGGGUUUUUUUUCUGGGGUUUUUGUAGUUUUUAUUUACUUUAUUCUAUAUUGAUCCUAUAUAUUCGAUGAUAGACAUUUUUUCAUACAUUCAUACAUAAAUUUUUCAUAUUUUUAUAGGUAUGUAAUUAUAUAAUAUAUAUAUUGUUGACAAAGCAACACUACUAACCGAACUCCGCUCAGAAUCGUUUUUCGUUAGUAAUAUAGUUAAUCGUUGCGUACAAAUGUUCAUCAAAUUUCCUUUCUACCUUAUCAACUUCUCACAUAAAACAGUGGUCCAUCCAUCGUGCGAAGUAUAACCGUCUUUUUUUUAAUGCAUUUAAUUUUUUAUAUGGUUAUUUUUAUAGUACUUAGAAGCGCAUAGAUAAAAAUUUUUAAUUUUUUUUAGAGUAUAUUAAACAUCAUAUGCAUACAAAUAUUAUCUCUUGUUAUGUGAUGAUGUAAAAAUACAUAAUUGUUGUCGAAAUGUAUGUUAUAAAAUAUAAAUAAACCUAUCUAUAUCUUUUUACACAAAAAAAUCCGUCAAUAAAAACUAAGUUAUAAUUUUUAACAUUCUAUUUUCCUAGUAAAGUUAAAAAUUAUAAUACAAGUAACUUUUAACUUUUUAACUACAUAGCUAUUACCGAACUUUGUCGAUUAUUUUAAUAUUAUUAUAAUUUUUACCGAAAUAAUUAAUCCGUUUACUUCGCGAAUCAUUAAAAAUCCAGUAGAAUAAAUUUAUAUCAGUAUAGAGCAUUGGAAAUAAAAAAAAUAAAAUACGCACCAUUGAACUAGGUUGCCGCUCGGUUUUUUAUAAUCAGAAUGAAGGUCAAUCGCGCGUCAUAUUCACAUGCAUAAACCGAAACUGAUGAUUAUUAUUCCAACAGCAUACACAAUUUUUUUUUCGUAUUUGUAGUAUUACAAUAUUAUAAUGGAUACUGCAGUGUACUGUUGGCAUGUUAUGUAAAUUGUAAAAUUAUAAAAUUACGAUAUUUGCUGUAUAUUAUUCUCGUUAUUAAUUUCGUAAGAUUGCUAUAUUAUGUUCCGUUGUUUUUAAAUGAUUCUAGAACAACGGCGCUACUAUACGAACACUUUCGUUUUCCUUUAUACAUUUAAUUUAUGUUUUUCUCCACAAUUUGUAAUAAUUCUUUUUUAAACUUUCUAUUUUAAUACCGCGCCCCGAAGAAGUAUAGAAUUAUACUAUAUUGAUUAUUGGAAAAAAAAUACGAUUUUAGGGGCCAAUAUCCUUAAAUCAAUCGAAAGUUAGACGUAAUCAAUUGAAAACACGUCGCGACUUUCGUUUGGUUUUUAUUAUUUUUAUCGGACACGCUUUUCGAUCGAUUCGAGAAUAAUAUAGCAGUAUUUGUAUCUCUUCAAUAACGACGUUUUGUUGUACAUAUUUAAAGUUUUUAAGUUGCACAUAAUAUAUAAUACAUGUAUAAUACCCGUUUGGAUUUUGCUAAAAUAUUUGAAAUGCAUGUUAUCGAUACGGAUAUUGUCCCCUCAGCGCUAUCGAAUAUUAUUGUUCAUUUGAAAAAUUAGGUCGCACACACUGUUCGAUAAAAUUGCUAUAAAAACAAAUGGCUGAUAUUACAUAUACAGCACGUUUUUAAUGCUGUAGCCUAAAACUUGGCGAUUUCGCUCAAUUAAAAUUAUUAAAUAAACCAGGACGGUGUGUGUGUGUAUGUAUGUAUAUGUACAAAAAUUGUUUAUAUUCUCCUCAAUAAAUUGUUAACAAUAUUCUAAAUACGCUUCGUGGUUCAAGGUCUUUGUACUAUUACUACAAGGGCGCUUUAAAAAAAUAUUAUCGACUUCGAUUAAUAAAUUUGAAUUAAGUUUGUGUUAGAUAAUAUUAUCGACUGUGUAGACUGUAGAGUAUACAAAUAUUAUAACGCUUGUUUCCGUUUAGGCAAAAUUUAUAAAAUUUGAAAAUAAUUUCCAUAAUUUCAAUAACCGCCUUAAAGAUAAGACGUUUCCACUUAUUGACUGCCCGAUAACCGUUAAGGAGGAGGGGGUUUAGCCGUUUUUAGGGACGAAAAUAAUUUCACGGUAUUACGGGUUCAUUAUCAACGUAAUAUUUUUCUACCAAUUUUAGAUUUUGAAUGGAACGAGGAAUAUAUUGGUUUUACAAUGAUAUUUCUAUGUAUUUAUUUAUUUUCUUUUAUCUGUAAACGACUUUCCUACCAGAAAUUUUGCUUUAAUUUUCAAGUGUAUCACUUUUUCCGUAAGGAAAUCUAACUGGGGUAGUACUUUAGGGAGAUAAUUUUUUUGAUUUUCCCAUCUGUUCAUGUAAUAAAUGGGAAAAAAUUUAGGAAAAACAGGAAAAUAUAGGUACAAUAUUAAACAAAUAUUACUAAAUAAAAUUUGAUUUUCCCGUGUGAGUUUUCAUUACUAAAUGAGAAAAACGUAAGAAAAACAGGAAAAUGUACGAAAUGUAUUAUUUUAAAAUCGUAUAUAUUGAGGCCUAUCAAAUCAUGUGUAACCAAACUCCGCUCAGAAUCGUUUUUCGAUAGCUAAGCUUAAUCUUUGUGUACAGGUAUACAUUAAAUUCCGAUUUUUUAUUUGGUUUCAAAUAACGGUAUAAAAAAAUCGUUAAUAAAUAGUUAGAAAUUGAUAUUUUUUAAAGACGUGUGUUUGAAAUUCAGUGUGUACGAAGUCUUUCUCGUUUUGCCAAAAAAAUCGGAUCACUCUACGAGGCAUGAGUCAAAAACCGCGUUGGAACUUGGACCCUUAACAUUAUAACGUACUCGCAGAUAAAUUAGACGGAAGAAAUAACUUCCUUUGUUAACAUAAUCAUCUUGUUUAAGAGAAAGAAAAAAUAGGUAAUAUUUUUCGUAUUCCCCGUCUCAAUUUCGCCGUAAUAGUGCAUGCCGUAUCCGAUAAGAAAACAAUUUGUGGAAUUUAAAAAUAUACAUUACUGCUGUAGUAUAAUACUCAUCGCACUCGUCAAAUUUUUUUUUGUAUUUUCGGCCAAUCUGUAAGGUAAAGUAUUUUUAUUUUUUAUAUUUUACCUAUUUUUUCUUCUGUAAUAACCGUCGUCAUCGUCAUACGUGAAUAAUGAUAAUGAUAAUAAUUGCAUUAUUAUACUCGUAUUAUUAUUUUAUAUACGUAUUUCGAUACCGUGACUCAUUUUUUAUUAUAUACAAUUGCGGAUAUUUUUGUGCAUGCGCGCCUCUUUGUUUUACUCUCUGUAUGCUCAUCAAGGAUUGUACAUUUAAUUACGGGGGCUUUUUUUUUUUUACGUUCUAAUAAAAUACGUAUACGAAACAAUGAUAAUUUACCCGAAAAAUUUUGAAAUUCUGUCUCUGUCUUCCUAACGGGCAAUAUUGUGCGGCGAAAACGUGUUCAUGUACAAUGAACAAAAAGGCCUUUGAACUCUUGUUUCAACUUUUAAAAAAACAAAAUACGCCUGUCAUCAUAAUAUAUUUAUAGACAGCAUUUUAUAAUUUUAUAAAUAUUAUAUAAUAUGUAGGGACAAAAAUCGUAUUUUAUCCAUAUUUUUAGAUUCCGAGCUGAACGAGGGAUCUAUUGGUUUUACUAUGAUGAAUGUGUGUGUGUAUUUUUUUCUGUCGGUAAACAACUUUUCGAAAAGAAAACUUACUCCAAUCAAAAUAAUUCCAAGAGACAUUUUUGGUUGCAUUUCGGAUCCAAAUUUCAGAGUAAGUAAAUCGUUUUUAGAUUUACCGUACAGUUCUCUCAAUAAUUGAGCAUAGCCGGGGAAAAAGAACGAAAAAGUUUACGGAAAUAAUGGUUUCAUUAUUUUCCAUUUUGUUGCAAUUCAGUUAGAAAUAUUCUUGACAUUUAAAUUUGACAUUUUGAGAGAAGCUUAUAUUUGCCUUUUCAAUUUUUUAAGCUAUUUAUAGUAAUUUUAUGUUUGCGAGUUUUGUACGUAGGUACUAUGUGGAUAUAAUGAAUAUAAUGGAUAUAUUGUUUAAUCAAACAGAAAUGCCUGAAAAUUUAACUGGAGGUUUAUUAUAAGUUUUACUCAAAAAGUAGAGUUUAAUGUAGUUAUUUUUUUUAAAAUAGUUUAAAAUAAAAUGUUGACGAAAAUCUUAAAUAUUAUGGCCUUUAAAAACAUGUAUAAACAAACUUAACUCAGAAUCGUUUUUCGUUAGCAAUGGUUUAUCGUUGAUUACAGAUAUAAAUUAAAUAACUUCAUGUAUCCUAUGGGUAGCAACUACCCAACUACAACAGUGGUGCAUUCACCAGCAGUAUCAGCUUUAUCACUCUUUAUUAUAUUCUGGUUCUUUUUUUUAAUAAUUAAUAUUUAAAAAAGUGCCGAUUGAGUUGUUUUAUGGGUUAUUUUUAUAAAUAUUUUCGUGUUUAUUUUGUUAAAUUACCCGUUAGAAAGACAUAGACUACCGACAAAUUCAACAGUUACAGCCAGUUAUAGUUGACGACGCCGGGGUUUCUCAUGGUAUAAAAACAAUUUCUCGACUGCAAUGAAGUAAUAUAAUAUUAUCCACACAGUUUCCUCGGCGCCGCGGUCCAAAACAAAAAAAUAACCUAUAACGAGCGACGAUAAUAAAAAUAAUAAUAUUUUUCUAUACCCCAUACGAAUCGACUAGGUUUCCGUCAAAGAAUUCUUAAUAUUUCCUAUUUUUAUGCGAUUCCAAAGGAUCAAGUUCAAAUUAAUUGUUUGUUUAGUGGACACGACUUAUGGAAUUUAACUAUCAUACGUAUGUGUGUGUGUGUGUGUGUGUGUGUGUGUGUGUGUGUGCAUUUAUUUUUAUUUUUAAUAGACAAUACCUCUUUAUAUGUAGGUAAAAGUAUAGCAUAGAUAUUAAUCAAUAUUUUAUUGUUAAAAAAGCGAAAGUCUCGAUAAACAAUCGAAUAGAAGUGUGAUUAAUAUUGUAUGUAGUUAGCGAAUUAAUUAGUACAAUAGUAUUAUUGUACCUUGAAACAAGUAUUGUUAAAAUAUGCAUUUUCGUUUUAAUAACAUAUUUUAAAUUCUAGUUGAUAUGGGUGUAUUAUCGCGUACAACCCCGCGACGACGCUGUUUUAGAAAUAUGAGUUUUGGUAUUUGCAUUAUAAUCUGCGUGAUGUAUCGGAAAACAAUAAACUAACUAAUAUUAAUUCGUAAUGAUGAAAAAUUAAUGAUAAUAAUAAAAUAAAAUGCCGUAAACAAACAUCAUAUAUUUCAACAAGCAAAAGGUUAGAAAAAAAAUUAGUUAGGUUAGAUAAAAUGUAAUGUAGCGUAUUUAUUUUCGUUCGUGAUGCAAUUUAAAACUGUAUUGAUUAUACAGAUUCGUCAGCUAUAGACACCUAACCUAUAAUAUUAUUAGAUACAUUUACAUUGCAAAACUGUGAGUCGAGGUUUUUUUUUUUUACUUGAUAGGACUGUUUAUUAAUUCAAUGAGCAAAAAUGUUUUUAAUUUAAUAUUUCGAGUAUUGCUCGUCGUACGGUUUUUUUUUUUUUUUUUUGUAGCUUAACAUUAAACAUCACGAUACAUAAUUUACGGGAAUUCGCCAACAGUUGAGCUUAUUUUGUAACAUCUUUAUAAUUUACAGUGUAUUUAUUUGUCAUAAACGACGUAAGUAUGAAAUUGUAUUAUACAUAUAUGCCAAAAAGCUGUGGUACGAUGAUUUAAAAAAAAAAAAGAUGAACAGAAUAAUGCGUUGCACAUUUGUCUCACAGGAAUGUUAAGUCUCUUUGUGUGAAUUAAACGUGAAAAAUUUAAAAAUAGUUAUCGUGAAAUGUGAAUGUAUAGGUGGUAAUCGUAUUUUGGCGAAUAGCUGAUAUUCAAAUCAGCGUCAGAGAUUUCAACUACGCGUGCAUAAUUACAUAAUUGGUUUGCUGCAGAAGAAAUAUAAUUAUAAUAAGUUUUAUUUUUCAAAAAAAAAAAACCCAUACUGUCAAAGUUUUCCUAGAAAUAGUUACUACUUUUAAAAUUAUUAUGUCUAUUCUUACGACAUUUUUCGUGUGUGAUGCCGAUUAUGUGAUUUAAAAUAAAAUCUAUUUGUCGUAUUUGUUCGUACACCUGUUUUCAUGACCAAGGUUUCAGUACGUUAAAAAAAAAUAAAAACCCAUGCAAUCUCUUUGGAUACGUACCUUUUUCAUAGACGCAGCUAAAAAAAAAUGUUCCCGUUAGACGAAGUUAUUGGGGUGACACUUAUGCUUAAAUUUAAUCUUUUUUUUUUUUAAUGAAAGUAGUUUAAUAGUAUAGUAUUGCCUUAUUUGAUUAUUUAUAGUUUUGCAAAUAAUAUUCCUGUAACACAAAAUAGAACUUCGUUACUUUCGGGUUUUUUUAAAUUUGUUUUACAGUUCUUUUAGUUUAAAAUUUAAUCUCUAGUAUAAGGGUUGUUUAUUGGAUUUUUCCUCAGACGGUCUACUGUAUAUAUUACUAUUCGACAUAUUUUACUAAUUUUAAAAAUCCUUAAAAUAUAAUUCCGAUGGAGAGAUUUUAUUCUUUAUAUAUUAUGGCUAUUUUUAUAUGUAGGGACGUUUAUAAUAUUAUGGUAUUGAGUCUAUAUAACCGCCGCUAUAGGUAUUUCUCAAGGACGACUUUGAAGUUUAAUUACAUCACGGUCAUCAUCGUCUUCGAGGAAAUCGUUCCCCGAGUCCGGUGCGUCAUUCUCGGACAUCUAAAAAAAAAAACAAAAAAAAAAAAAAAAAAAAAAAAAAAACGUUAUUUUGUGAAAGUGUAACACGUCCCGCGGCCACUAAACGAAAUACUGCAGUCAGAUUUCCAAUGAUAAAAAACAGCGGCGUGACCGAUCGAAUUUCGGAAGAAAAAAUUAAUAACUACAAAAGUGAUGAUAUGUUCUGGUGUAAGUUAUAUAAUCGCUAUAAUAAUAAUCUUAUCAUUCAGAAAUAAAUAUUAUUUUGUCGAAUGUGAGAUUAAACAUAUGAGUUUCGAAAAUCAACAGUUGAUAGGGGAACAGUUUAUGAUGGCAUUUUUAUAUUAAUAGUAUAAUAUGCUAUAUAUUUAAUUAUAAUAAGAAUAAUUAACAGUAAACACUUAUAUGGUACGGUCGCUUGUUAUUGUUUGCUUUUUUACAUUCUGAGUAGAGUAAAAAGAAACUAUUCGAUUUACUAUGGUGUAUGCUUUCUUUUUCUCGGACAACAUUUUUUUGGUGAGUAAAAAUGUACCGACCUUUUAAAGAUGUAAAUUUUUUACCAAAUUAUAUUUUAAUUGAAAACAAUGCCUAAAUUCCCAGCAGUUUUUCCAUAGAUUAAAAAAGAAUAUGCUUUUCAAUUGCCAUCAACAUGAAUAACUUCAAGUAUUCUGCUGCCAUUGCAUUUUUCAAACUAUUUGUUUUAAAUAUUUUAAAAUAGAAAAUAACCUUUCACGUCAUGCCUCUUGGGUUACCGGCAAAGUUAGUAAAUAUUGUUAAGCCAUUGGUAAUGUAUGGGAUAAGCAUUAAACUAAAGAUUAUUCUUAAUUAAUGCAUUGUAACAACAAAUGCUACAGUUUUUUUACAUGUUUUAUAUGGUUUUGAUAUGGCUUUUUCCUAAUCUUCAUUUUCUUUAUCAUUAUUUAAGUACAGUUUUUCAAUAAAUUCAUCAUCCACAGAUUUCUUUAAAUUUCUCCAAGGUUUUAGAAAACAAAAUUUCUUCAAAUACUUUUUAUUUGAUUUUAUUGUCUUCUUCAACAUAUGGUUUUAAUUUUACAGCUAAUUUGGCCAACGCGAUUUUAAUUUGUCCAUUUAUAAAUUAAUCGUGUUAAAUUUAUAAGUACCUUUUUACUAUUUGUAAAUCGGUUUUCCAUAGUUUGUAAAAUUGUAUCUAAUAUUAUGUAAUAAAUAUUAACAGUAAACUUCUUUUUAACAUUCAUAAUAGUGUCAUCAAUUGCUUCAUAAUUUACUAUUUUUUCCCCUCUUUAGAAAUGCGUUUAACUUCAAAUUUACUAUGAACUUCUUUUAGAAGACAAAUACGCACUACUUACUAGCUCCAUGAAAUAAUGAGUAAAUCUUGGUUUUAACCCAACUUGAGAAGUAAUUUAUUUUUUCGCGUUCUUUUCCCACCCAUUUUAUUUUUUUCUACAUCUGUGAAUUGUUCAUGAUGAGAAAAUUUAAUUGUCUUUUAAUUAAAGACAAACCAUUUGUAGAAAAAACAACGAUUGUAAUGAUUUGUGAAUUGUGUUAAUCCUAUAAUCUGAUAUUCGUAUGAUGUACAUACGAAUAUACAAUUAAUUUCUAUAAUUAGAAUUUAAAACUGACAUGAUAUAUAAGAACUUGUGAGAAUCGUGCACUCGUCACUCGUGCGUACGAAGAAGUGGAAAUAUCAUAGCAUGAUGACAAUAUUAUAGUCUAUAGACAUUAAAUGUUGAAAUUAUGUUGUUAAGAUAGGUUUACACUCUCAGUUAAAUUACGCAAACUAAUUAGUGGUAUUUUUGUGCAAACUGAGUAAAUUAUUUAAUUUCUACAUUUUCAUACACCUUCCGUUAAUCAUUAGUUACAAAUACAAGUUAUUGGGCGGUGAUUGUCUCGACACCGAUACAGAAAAAGUGCUGCUUUAAAUUAUUUAAAUUGCUAUAAUUUAGCAUUAACAGCAUGUACGUACAUUUGUACACUCGACUUUAAGAUUAUAAUUACAUUGAUUUUUAAGCGUCAUCAAAUAUUAAUUGAACAAUAUAGUAUCCGUCAGUACCGGCCAAUUUGGAAAAAUCCUGAUUUCCAAAUGGGUCUGAUUCUCUGGUUGGAGCUAUAUUUCUGAUAUAAAACGUUUAAACAUAAUAAAAAUAAUGAUAAUGGUAACGCCGCGGCGUGCCGUAAAUAUUUGUCGUUUUAUCUAAAAUUUUCUUUCGGAUUUUUCCCAGGUGAAAAGGUCUUUAGGUCUAACUUUGGAGCAAGUUUUCUGGUAGUAAAGUUGUUCACAGACAAAAAAAAAAUACAUGUACAGGUACACGCACAUCAUAGUAAAACCAAUACAUCUCUCGCUACGCUCCGAAUCUAAAAAAAAAAAACCAACAAAAACUUACUGCUGUCGAAAAUAUUAUCUCUUUACAUUUUUUUAUCUGGGUUGGUAUUCUGUAUUGUUAACCUAAACGCCAACAUUUAUAUGGUUAGUACAUAAUUUAAUUUUGCUGUGUCGCUUGUUAAUUAGACUGAGACAGUAGACAUGGAUGUUGGCGUCCUCUUAAAUGAUUGAUAAAAUAAAUUAAUAAAUAAUAUCAUAAAUAUAAUCACCCUAUAUUCCUAGUGUUUUUAGUAUUUACGGCGGUGAUUCGAUGACAUAUUCGUGAAUUUACCACAAAAAUAAAUUGUUAUUGUAUUUACGUCUGGAGAUCCGACCGGACGUUAACGUCGUGAAUUUUGAUUGCGUUUUUUAUCAUUUAGAUAGUUUCGUCGUUCGAAAUUAUCAUCUGUUUGAUUUUAAACGCUAUGGGCAAGGUACCGACAAACUGAGACCGUUUGGGAAAAUUUAUUCUAGUAUUAUUACUUUUAGAUGAAUGAAAUAAAAUUGAAAAAAAAACAUAUCUCUAUACAUACAAAAUAAUGUCUGUCUGUGUGUCCUUUAUAGACUCAAAAACUACUGGACCAAUUUUAUCGGGGUUUUUCGCAAAAUGUUCCGCGUGGUCCGAAGAAGGUUAGCUAUUAAAAAUAUUCUAAAAUACAACCCCUAAAGGAUAAUUGAGAUUUUAGUACUUUGUGGUAUAAUUUUUGUUGAUUGGGAUACCUUGGUAACAAAGUAAAUAUACUUAAUCAUUAAUUUUGUUGAUUUUAUGGUAUCUAUGGUAUCUACUGAAUAUUGUUUGUUAAUUUCAUUAUAAUUUUGAUUCUUGAAAAAUAAAAGUUGUAGGUUUAAUACAAAAAAACUGCACGUGGGCGAAACUGAGGUAUUCAGCUAGUAGAAAAUAAUUUAAAUAUAUCGAGAUAAUUUUUUUUUUAAAUAAAGUAGUUGUUAAUAACACUGUCUUAGUCUAGACUUUUUUUACAAUAAUGUUUAUUUUUAUUUUUUUCAUUUUAACAAUUUUUUCUACUAAAAAGCUUACUCCGAUUAUCAAGUAUAGCACAUUUUCUGCGUGGAAAUAUUCUCUGGCCGGUACUUCAGACAGGUCAUUUUUUGAAAUUCUCAUUAAUAUUUGAAGUGAUAAAGAAAACCUGGAGAAAGAUUUUUAUUGUACAGACUAAUUGAGCUUUUUUAUUCAAAAUGUAUGAUAUUUUAUAUUCUUCCACGUCAUUGCAAAGCAUUUUUUUUUGACCAGCAUCAUAAUCUCACCGUGCAAUACGUGAAUAGUAGCCACUCCCACAUUAUUAUCGACUGCGCUAGUGCACGCAAUACAAUAUUACCGGCGUUGUGAAAUGUUUUAUUAAAAUUAUACAACGUUAUUAUUUUAUAAUAAUCGAAUGAGUCUUGUGAAAUAAAAAUAUUCACAUUUCUCGUAACUUCUAAUUUCUACGAUUCAAUUUUUAGGUUUUAUUUUGGCAUGCUUUUUUUUAUUAAUUUUUUAUUAAAACAAAUCUAGGUAUACAGGAUGGUUAUAUAUUUUCACUAAGCAGCGAUUAUUUAUAAGAUGAUUGAUGUUGAGUAAAUUUUAAUAUUAUUAGGUUAUUUUAUCAAUCAUUUAAGAGGACGCAAACACCCACUGCCCCAGUCUACUGUCUCUAAUUAACAAGCGACACAGCAAAAUUACGACGAUAGUUUAAAUAUUAUAGUUAAUACUAUAGUUUCGUAUAUCAAUACGUUUGUACGUACUGAACAUAUAAUUGUUGGCGUUUAGGUUAACAAAAUAGAUAAAAAAAAAUGUAAAAAGAGAAUAUUUUUGACAGGAGUAAGUUUCUGUUUAUUUUUUCUAGUUUUGAAGCGUAGCAAGGUGUGUGUAUAUAUUUUUUUAAUCAGUGAAUAACUCUACUACCAGAAAACUUGUUUCGAAGUAUAGAUUAUAGCACCUUUUCUGAAAGGAAAUUUUCUCUCGUUGGUGCAUUGUGGAGGUCAUUUUUUGAUUUUUCGAGAUAUUUUUAAAAUAAUUGAGAAAAACUCGAAAGAAAAAUAGGUAAAACGGCAAAUAUUUACAGCGUGUCUUGGCGUUACCCGUUUCUUUUCCCAGAAAUGUUGCUCCAAUUCAAAAAUUAAAAGAGAUCGAUUUUAUUUCUUUUAGUGUUUCACCACUGACAGAGUAAGUCGUUUUUCGAUAUCUAAAGUAGUUUUCAUAAUAAUUGGUAAAAACCAAAAAAGGUGAAUAUAAGAUUUUAUUCAAAUUACAGCACGAUGAUUUCAUUAUAUUUAAUUUUUACGGCUCAUAUUUUCUACCAUCAAUUUGGCUCAAUGAAUAAAUUACAAAAGACCUUGUUUGUUGCGUGUUUAAUCUAGUUUAUGAGCAAGUUAUUGGUUUUUUGAUUUUCUUUGUGGUGUUUUUAAUAAUUGAGCAAAACCGAAAAUACGUAGAAAGAACAGGACAAUUUACGAAAAUAAUUCCUUAUUAUUUUAAAUUUUGUUUUUUUAAAUGAAAUUCAGUUUAAGAUAUUCGUAGACACUUAAAAUGUUGAAAGAAAACUUAUAUUUACUUUUCAGAAUAAUUUUUGAGGUAUUUAUAGACAUUUUAAUUUUGUGAGUUUUACGUAAUUUUUAUUUGGUAGUUACUCUGUACAUAAAUUGUUAUACUUCACAGAAAUGUUUGAAAAUUUGAUAGGAAGUUCAUUAUAAGUCGUAUUUAGUGUUCAAAAAAAAAAAAUUUAGUUUAACGCAUUUUUUUAAGAGUUAAAACCAAAUUCUGACUUAAAUUGUAAAUAUUACGGCUUUUCAAAACAUGUAUAACCGAACUUCGCUCUUAAUCGUUAUGUAUUAUGUUUGCGUAAGUUCCGACAUGCAUAAAAAUUAAAACGAAUACACAUUUUUUUUAGACUUACUAAACAUAAGUAUAAGAAAUUACGUCUAUUUUUAGUGCUAACUCAGUUAAUAAUCAACGAGUACUCAAUUCAAUAAAAUGGAUUGUCCAUAUUCUUUAUUUCAGAUAGUAUAAGGUCAUAUAGAUAGAGGCAGUACAGUUCACAAAGGGGUGUCAUAUUUCUGUUCGUGCAGUUUAAAAACUUACACGUAUGGAUAAAUUUGUUUUUCGUGUCGGAACAAUCGGAAGUGGUGCAAAAACUAUACUUCGAGUGUAGCAGUUGUUACACAUCAUAUUUUAGGCGGGUGGCCGGGCGGGUGUUCCCGGUAAUUGGAAUAGUCGAGUAGAAUGGACAUACACAUUCAAAGUACAGUAAGAUUAUAGGGGUUGGAAAGUAUAUAUUUAUAUGGGUUAACGUUUUUGAGUCGGGUUGUAGAUUUGAAUUUAAAAUUUUGCUACACCAUACAAAUAUAGUUUCGGCGCCACUGUUGGAACUUAUGUUCGGAUAUAUAUUUGUCUAUGCCGGAACUUACUAAAUACCUUUUGAGUUUGUUUUACCACAAGAAUCGUAGUAUUCGUAGCUAUUACAGAAAUAUGAUAAAUUCGCCAAUUUUAUUUAUAUUUUCUGAAUUCCACUAAAGAAUAUCGUGUUGUUACUGCUGUGUAUAGCCGUAUAGGAAAAGUGUCGCGUUUUUAAUUUCCUUAUUAAAAACGACAUGCAUAUAACACUCGUCAUUGCACGCUCGUAAGUGCAUAUAAUAAUAUUUGAAAUAUUAUAUUAUUGUACAAAUAAACUGUUAUAGUCAUAAUAAUAAUAUGUCGUUCUACUUGUUCGUUGGAUUGAAUUUAAAAAAACAGCAAUAUCGUGUUUCGUGAUAAAAUUACAAGCAGGGGUAUAGUAAAUAAAAUAUAAUAAACACACGUCGAAAGAACAUUGGUAUCUGGAACGAACGCUGCACGGAAAUAUUAGAAAACAAAAAUCGUAGUUUCUUUUCGCCAAUGACAUUGUUACCAAUGUCAUCUUCCACCGCGAAUGUGUUUAAGUGUUUCGUAUUAUUCCGUUCUUUUAAUUCUAUGAUCAGUUUGUUCCAGCUUUCCAUACCUCCCUGUUGUAAUUCAGUUCCUUUUGAUCCUUGUUAUUUUCUUCCCUAUUGUUGACCUUCAUGACUUAGGUCAUAUAUUCUGCUCCAAGUUUUACUGCGACCAUUCUUUGGUAUACUGCUUCCGUAAAUAUACGAAAUUAUUAGUAGUUUUAUUAUCAUCAUCGAUAAUAGAUCAUAUAAUAUAACGUCAUUAAUUAUCAUUAAUAUUUAUACCUUUAUUCCCUUAUUAUAAUUUGCAUCAUUGUUAUUAUAAUUUAAUAAUACUGAGUUUAUUUAAAGUCUUCUCGACUACUUUUUUAUCAUAAUAAUCGAUAGAGAAAGAAAAAAAGAAGAGGAGAAGAAAGAAACAGAAAAAAUAAUUUUUUUUUAUUUAAAACUAAGCAUAUAGAAAUAGAAAGGCAAUAAUAUUAUUAUAACACUGUGAUAUUUUAUAAUAUUUAAAUAAAUAGCUAAAGAAAUCAAAGCCGAAAGUCGCAUUUAAAUUUCCAAAUUUAUAUUUACAUCUUUGUAUUAUUAUUAUUAUAGUUUUUUUUUUUUUUUUUUAUCUAUAGAACGGCUUAGAACACGUCCAUGGAAUUACGUUGAAAUUCGCCGAUAAACGAAAAGAAUACGUUAUUGAUUUGGGUUUAAACAAGUAAGUUGGGCAUUUCAUAACCAACUAUUUUAAUAAAAUAAUUGAUUAUUUAUUUGAUUCGUAUAAUAUUGUUUUUGUCGAAUGCAGGGACCUGAUCCCGGUCAAUUAUUUCGAAAAACAUCAGAAAAACGACGACGAUUAUGUUGUGAACAGGCCAAAAUUUAACGUAAGUAAAUCGUAUUUCACCUACCGCCUAUUUUAUUUGUUUUAUAUACAAUUUGAAAGUAUAUCUGUCCACUAUACAAAUCUACAGAUUUAUUCCGAUUGUGAUGAAACUUUGCGGACUUGAAAUUCAAAACAAAUGAAAAAUCACUUUUUACUUUUUAUCUCAAAAUUAAACAACUGAGAGAAGGCUCAUACGUGAAUUUUGAUAUUUGAACAAAUUUUUUUUUUUUUGUUGAUUUUCUAAAUGGGUUUUCCGUGUGCCAUGGAUAAAAUUUAAAAAAAAAAAAAAAGUUAUUAUUAUUUAGUUAGGUUGUCACAGACAAAGAAGUACCCUUUUUAAAUUACCGGGAAACAACAAUUAACUAUAAUAGGGAUAAUGGUAAAAAAGGCAAUUACGUUAAAUUUAAUUUUUUUGAUUGAUUUCUGCUUUUGAAAGGAUUGAACUCGGAAAAUACCGGGUAAUUCAGCUUUUUAUUAUAUAGCUUGAUAAUUAUUAUUUUAGUUUUUUGAUAAUAUUUAUAGGAGAUGGAAUUUUGCUAUUAUAACGGCAAAUUACGCGGUUUACCCGAUUCUUGGGCAGCGAUCUCUACGUGUGAUGGCAUAAGGUUAGUAUGGUAGUUAAUUACAAAACAAACGAAAUAUGCUCGUAUUAAAUAACUAACGAGGAGAUUUUUUUCUAUAUAGUGGAAUGUUUUUCGACGGCAAUUCAUUUCAUUAUAUUGAAAACGUUGAACAAAAUUCUGGCAACAAAUCCCAUGUGUUAUAUAGCCACGAAGACCUCAACACAAACCAUACUUGCGGUAAGUGCAAAACGUCGAACGUUUUCCCGGACUUCCGCGUGGUGAUUUUUAUUAUUUAUUUAUUAUUUUCAGGAUUUCAUAGCACUCCCCUCGAUCAUUUACCUAGAGAAAACAAUCAUUUGCACGUUAGUACAAAUACUUGUAUUUAAAAAACACUUUUUGGUGAAAUAUAACAUUUAUCAUAGUCAACAUUUGUGAGUACUGAUAAAAUAAAUUUAACUUUUUAAAUGUCUGUAGGCCAAACGAAGUACAAGGUCCAUAAAGGGACCGUUUAAACAAAACGAUAACUCGAGAUUUAUCGAAUUGGUAAUUGUUGUCGAUCAAGGGGAAUAUAAGUCACUUGACAAUAACAUAUCUAAAGUCUACCAGCACACUAAAGAUAUUGCAAAUAUAAUAAACUCCGUAAGUUUUAUUUUGUUUAUUUUGUAAUAAAAUAUGGACUUUCAUAGAAUUAGAAUAUGUUACUUGGUAGGUUAACAUGCAUUUACCGCGAAUGUUUUUGUUUUAACGUAUAAUUUUAGAUUCUGAGCGUAGCGAAGAAUACAUAUUAAUUUUAUUGUGUUUUUUGUUGUCUGUGAACACUGAAAAUAAUUGUCUUUUCAUCAAAUUUAGGGGUGGUUAUGGUAGAUAAUUUUGUGUAGUUGGUGCAUUGAGGUAUUUAUAUUUUUGCCUUAUAGUUUUAUCUUAAUAUACCAGGAAAAAUCUGGAAAAUCUACGCAAUUAUGGUUUUUUUUAUUAUUCUGUAGAAAGCAAUUAUAAGGACCUAAAAUGUUGAAAAACUAUUUAUAUUAACCUGUUAACUAAAAAUUGUGCUAAACAUAGCACAAUUUUCAAAAUAUUAAAACAGUUUUUUAAGCUAUUUAUAAUUAUUCGAAUUUUUCUAGUUUUUUUUAAAGUUUUUAUUUGGCGUUUUAUGUGGAUCAAAUUGUUUUGACCUAGUGAAAAUGCUUGAAAGUUUAACAUGAGGUUCAACAUGUUAAAUUUUAAAAAAAAAACAUUUGAGUGAUAAUGUAGUAACUCAUUUAUAAGCGUUUAAAAUUCAAUCAUGGUAUUUCAAAAUAUGUUUAACCGAAUUUGCUCAAAAUCGUUUAUCAUUGCAUACAGAUAUACAUUAUUACAAUAUUGUUGUUUUUUUUUUUUUUUGCUUAUAGCUCUAUAUGCCAUUAAAUAUCUACAUUGCACUCGUUGGUGUGGUCGUGUGGACUAAUCGUAACGAAAUCGUAAUAGAUCCGAACGGUGAUGUUACGUUGACCAAUUUUCUACGUUAUCGUCGGGAACGGCUGGCUAAAGAUCAUCCGAACGACAACGCUCAGUUGCUCACGUAAAUCGAAAUAAUAAUACCAAUAGCAUCUAGACGUUCAUCGAUCGUGCGUUAUUGAAUUUUUAAACAUUUCAGUCAAAUCCAAUUUGAAAACGGCAUCGUCGGCAAAGCGCUAAAAGGUCCAAUAUGCACUUACGAAUUCAGCGGCGGCGUGAGCAGCGAUCACAGUCCAGUAACCGGUCUGGUGGCCACCACCAUAGCCCACGAAAUGGGUCACAACUUAGGCAUGGAACAUGAUACGGCCGAUUGCGAAUGUUCUAACGAGCGAUGCGUAAUGGCGCCUUCUUCGGGGUGAGACGAUAUCCGGGGGACUUUGAGGCGGUCAUCCGCUAACGUAUUGCGUGUUUAUACAUUAACGAUUUUUUUUUUGUUCCUUCAGAUCUCAGAGUCCGACGCACUGGAGUUCCUGUAGUAUGGAAUAUUUGGCCUUAGCGUUCGAACACGGAAUGGACUACUGUUUGAGAAACAAACCUGAAAAGUAUAAUUUUUUUUUUUUUUUUUUAAUAGUCACCAUUCUGUGUUCUAGCCUUUCAAACUGAUUUACUGUUUCCUCCGUUCAUUAUUAUCGUUUAGGUUGUUCGAUAGUCCGGUCUGUGGUAAUAGUUUCGUAGAGGAUGGCGAACAGUGUGAUUGCGGCAUAAAAGAUGUGUGUAAUAAUCCUUGUUGCAAUCCGGAAACGUGUAUGUUAUACAUGAACGCAUCUUGUGCCACGGGUCAAUGUUGUGAUUUAAACGUAAAACGAUAUAAUAAUUUAAAAAAGAAUAAAUAAAUUAAACAACUAUUCAAAAAUAAUAUUGUUCUCUAUGUAUUUUGUAGACAUGCAAUUUUAAGUCGUCCGGUGUGGAAUGUAGAUCGACCGCGCACGAAUGUGAUCUGCCUGAAUAUUGUUCGGGGGAUUCGGAAUAUUGCCCCGAAAAUGUGUUCAAAAUCGACGGGACCGUUUGUGAAAACAACAGGGUGCGUUGAAAACCUUUGAUUGUCUAUAUUUUAAUUAUUGAACACUCUGAAAUUAGUUCCUUUUUUGUAGGCAUUUUGUUUCGAAGGGUCUUGCCGUACUCAUACAGAUCAAUGUCGUUUGCUGUGGGGUCCUACCGGCGAAUCAUCAGCGAAAGAGUGUUACAAAAUGAAUACCCGGGGCUCGCAACAGGGGAACUGCGGUUACAAUCGCGUAAACAACAGUUACGUGAAAUGCGUCAACGAGUAAGACGUCAAUUUUUCUUCAUUAAUAUAGCCAAAAUACCAAACCAAGGGUUGUUUACUCUUAUUUUAAAACUUUUGUUUUUUCAGUAAUGUCAAUUGCGGGAUGUUGCAUUGUAAACACAAGAACGAACGUCUAGAAUUUGGCAUGGAAACCGUGUCUAUUGUAUCGCAUACGUUUAUUAAUAACGAAGGAUUAAUGAUACCCUGUAGAACGAUUAUUGUCGACUUGGGUCUGAGCGAUAUCGAUCCUGGGCUGACACCAAAUGGCGCAAAAUGCGGCGAUGACAAGGUCAGUGGUAAAACCAGAUCCAGAUUUUUGAUUUUAAAAUAGCAAUCUACAUUGAAAAUUCCAUAAAUAAUUAGUUUUAGUUAAAAUUAAUUUUAGUGUUGAUGGUUUUAAUUUCUGUCAACUCGUUGAAUUCCAUUUUUUAACUAUUUAUUUCGUGUUUGAACCAACAGCAGUGAGGGAUCUUUUUUCACAAUAUUCCAUUUUUAACUUUGCCGUUUUGUUGUUAGGAGGAGAGUGUUGAAGCAUUAUUCAAAUGCUGUGGAGUGCAAUACUCUGCUACUUUCACCCUAUCCAAAAUUAAAAAGUAGGAAUAACUUGUCAAUUAAUUGACGGAAAUUAAAAAUAUCAACAAUAGAAUUUAUUUAAACUAUUCAUUUAUUCAUGGAACUUUCAAUAUACGUUGCAUUUGAUUUUAAAAAAAUGGUAGUGUAAAAUUUUAGAGCUGCUUGCUCCUUAAAUAUUCUGAAAAACAAAAUUUGAAAAAAGUUGAGACUUUUUGAGAUAAUAAUUGUUUUGUGAUAUGUUUAUCAUAGACACAAUACAGUACAAUGAUUUUUAAUUUCAGGGAAAUUCGACAAAAAACCUUUCUAAUAAAUUAUACCUACUAUAACUUUGUUGUUUUUUUUUAUUUUACACAUUUAGAUGUGUGUUGAUCAAAAAUGCAUUGCGGUAAGCGAUUUUCGAACCAAAAACAAAGCUUGUCUGUAUGACUGCAACGGUAAUGGAAUAUGCAACAACAAAGGAAAUUGUCACUGUAAAAUCGGUUAUGGGCCACCAUACUGCGAUCAUCCAGGUCCUGGUGGAAGCGAUGAUUCUGGGCCAGCAUCUAGUCUGAAUAGUAAAUUGACCAUCAAUUUAUUUUUUGUAUAUUUUCUCUGAAAAGGGUUGUUUUUGAAAAGUUAGUAUUAGUUGAGUUGAUGGCGUCUAUCAACAAGGAGAUUAUUCAAGAUGAGUGAUGUUCUAAAAAAACUGACAAUUUUUUUUUCAAAUUAGAAUUGCAUUUACAAUAAUUAAAUGAAUAGGAUACUUUAACAGUAUAUAGGAGUAAUAUUAUACAGACCAAUUAAUUUUUCAAAAACAUCCCCCGCCCACUACCGGAAUUUUACAUUGACAAUUUUUAUUUUUUUUGUUUUUGUUGUUCAAUUUUAGCGCUCAAAGGUUUUAUAACCGGGAUGUAUGUGCUGAUGUUCGGCGUUAUACCGCUAUUGUUGGCAGCCCUGUUAUUCGCCUACUGUUCGAAAAACCACCGUUUGCUGACCGACUGGAACAAAACAACGAACCGCAAAAUGUUACCGUAUGUAUCUGCUUCUUCUACUACUAAACGUUUGCCAUUUAUCUGUUUGCAACACUUGGUGACCGCUGACAAUGGUGACAGUAAUAGUAACGCUUGCUGCACCUGUAAUACCACCACCGCAACUAGACUGCAUCCGCCUAGAAUAAACACGGUGUCAACAGUUGUCGCGCGUGCUGAUGACCACGAAAUUUACUCAGAGCCGUAUUACGCAUCUAGUAGUAGUUUUUACGAUACGGAGUCCAUUUACGACACUGUGGUAGAGACAAAGUACGACAACAGCGCGUACACCGCCACUGCGCCACAUCAGUCCAAGUACGCGAAUCCCGCAAAGUCUCGCCUCAGGAAGAGCGAUAUCAUUAUUGCCAAAUUGAUGUCCACGACCAAUUCCCAAGUGAAUAGCUAUUUGCAGAACGGUGUUUGGAGAGAUCCGGAAUAAUGACCCUCUCCCCCCCCCCCUUUAUGCUAAUAGUAUAUUAUCAUAAUUUAUCGUAUACACUUGCAGACAUAACUAUAAACUAUCAUCAAAUUGUGGUCAUUAACUACGACAGUAGUUGCCAAAUAUUAAUUAUUCAAUUUACAUAUCAAUAAGCAAGAUGCUAAACAAAAGUAUCUCUAUACAUGAAACAAGAUACAUUAAUUUUAAAUAUCUCGAUACAUUAUAUGAACUAAUAAAGAAAUGAUUCAAAUGUAUCUGUUAUACUGCCCGAUUUUAAUUUUAAGAUAGUUUUUUCAAAUUUAUUAUACAGAAAAAAAUGGCACCUUUGAGUAUUUAUUGCUCUAAUUUGUCCCAAGUAUUGUAACCGAUGACUAUCCCUUUAUAAUUAAAAUUCAGCUAAACAGCCAAGUUGUUAAAAACUGUUUAACCAGAAUAAGUAUAGUCAGUAAUUAUACAAACAUGACUUUUUACAGAUAAUUUUCAUAAAAAAUCGAUUUUAAGAUGCUUAAAAUAUUCAUAGUUACUCGGAAGUUAUCUGAUCGAAGAUGAAGGAAUGAAGUAUGUGCAUUUUUGUUUCAAAUUCGAAUAUAUAUUUAGGCCCCCCGUCAGAAAAAAUGAAUUUUAUUCAUACAGAUGAAUUAAUUUUUGUUAAUUUACUGUCUACCUUUGAUAUUGUCGCGCGUGCGAGCAUCCCUAAAUGUGUUAGAAUCUUUUUAUGGUCUCGGUUGUUGGUCGAUUGAAAAAUUAUAUAAUUUUUUUUUUGAUCUCUAAAAAAAAAACAUUAUCUACCUUUUAAGUUAAAUUUAGACCCCGGUGUAUGGCUAUUACAAGCAUUCUCGUAUUUAUGUAUUUAAAAAUAACUAUAACUUAUUAAUUUGUAGAAACUCAUACUUGUAUUGCGCAGUAUUGAGCAUGCGCACGUAGAUUAGUUUUAAUUUUGCUUGUGCACCUCUAACAAAAAAAAAUAGUUUUCUCUUGCUUUUUUUUUAUAAUAUUUGUAUUUUAAAACCUGUUAGUUUGCGAAUAUUGCUGUUUUUCAUUAAUUCCACAUAAUAAUCAUAUUAACCUCGGUCGAUGUGAACGGACUUUAUUAUUCGAUACGACCCACUGGUAUGUACUUACCUACGGUUUUACAUCUUGACGUCUUUUUAAAAAUAUAUAACCUUAUUUUAUUUAAUUUUUGACAGUAACGACACGGAGGUCGGAAGUACAAAACCGAACGGUACCGCGGUGUCGCCAUCUAGUACUCUGCUGAUCGGAGACGACCGGAAACCGUCAUCGGCACUGCGUGCGGAACUUUUAGGUAACUAUAAGGGAUUCAGCAUCAAACCACUGCAGCAACCAGCCAAUGAGGAGCCAUCCGGCGCGAUUUCUCGUGCGCCCAUCAGACCCGCACCGACCGCCCCGCUGGCCACCGAAAGGCCACAGAUCAGUCAACCCGUGCUGGACGCCACAACUUCAUCGGCUGUCCGCGAACUGGUGUCCGUACCAUUAAAACCGGCACCCCCAGUGCCGUCGACCAGACCGGUAUCGAUGGUAACAACGAGCCCGACGAUUGACAUAAAAAACACCGGCGGUGGGGGAUACCCGACGUUACGGAGGAUCACGUCGUUCAUGAAAAAUCAAAAGCAGCCCGACGAGAAGAAGAACACAGUGACCUCAGUCCGCGCAAACACGAAAUUCAACAAGGAGGGGCUAAAGAACUUGGAAAUCUCGCAGCCAAUCCUCCAAAACGAAAUAAACGUACCCGCGGAACCGUUGCCGCUGGAGGCGGACCAACACAGAGCGGUGGUGCUCAGGGCCCAAAGCCUGCGUACCGUCAACAACACCAAGCACAGGCCUUCCGUGCACAAUUUCGGGUCGAUGAGGAGCAAACGACCGACCAGCGUCGCACUCGCUACCGCCGCUACCACCGCAGCCGCCGUCACUUUGAGACCGACUUCGCCGCCGCCCCAACCGCCGCCACCAUUACCGCAGCAACAUUCGUUGCAGAGUAGUUACCAAAUACCCCGGACGCUGUCUUCGGCGACGGCGGAUGUGGCUGCGGACAAACGUAACAAUGAAAACCCUGCGAAUCGGCCGAAGCCACACCGGGACGAUGACGAUGACGCGACACACUUUACGGAAAAUAUCUACUCGGUAAUCGACGAGAGUCCCGCCGUCACUGACGAUGACUACACGACUUACAAAGUACCCAAGUCGCUUGAGACGUCGCUGCUCGGCGAGAUCGUGUCUGCCAUACAGGAACGCAAUCAAGAGUCCAUUUACACGAGUAAUAAACCGACGGGCAUUGACGGACCACCUCCGCUGGAACUUUCUUCUCCGUCACCGGCUCCACAGCAGCAGCAGCAGCAGCAGCAGACUUAUGAAAACUUCUGUAUGUCGUCGCCGGCCGGUUCGACGACCAGUUCCGGGUACAUGCGACCGAUUGACGUCAAGUCACGGGCCACCACCGCGUAUGACCGGCCGGACCUAGUCAAGAACUGUGACGAUAACCGUUCACUUAACCGGUCCCCGGACGUUCUGGAUGCCAAAAAACUGCCGACCGCCGCUACUGACAAACCGACAGUCAUGUUUCAGAAACCUACGAUGGUGUUCGGGGGAGGUAAGCCGCUAUCCUCGCAGACAGCCACGGUGGGAUUGAAGAAAAAACUCUCAGAUGCCCGGCGGCAAACAUCUUCUAAAACGGUAACUGGCGGUGGUAUCCAGAAGAGGUUCGGAAACGUCGCUGGGUCAAAAAAACCCCCCCCAGUGGCCACUAAACCGUCUGCCAUAGAUAAAAGGUAAUAGUCGGUUAGUGGUGGCAUCUGUUCCAAUCAAAAACAGUGUAUACAAUUAUUAUUAUUUAUUCGCCGGAACUAUAGGCCAAUGAACAGAACUCAGACGCCAUUGUCUCUUCCUCUUAAUAAUAUAAUACACAUGAUGGUGCUUACUUUAUUGUUUAUAAUUCGAAAUUUUUCACUAUUAUUAUUUGCGUUUGUAAAUAUUUAAAUGUAAAUAAUUUGAUUAUUUUUUUACAAUUAUGUUUAAUUUUCUCAAACAAUAUUGACUUGUUUUAAAAAAAAAACGAAAUGUGAUAAACUUUAUACUCAAAAUUCAAUUGAUUUGUGUUCAAAAAGUGUUAGUUCCUUUAUAAAAACAAAUUUUGUACAUUUUUGGCUUCACACAAUAGUUUUAUUUUUAAUCUUUGCCCGCUACAAAAUCAAAUUAUUUUUUUACUAACACAAUACUAGUAUAUGUAUUUUCAAAUUACCUAGUUUAGAAGUCUAUUUGUUUUCCUAAUUCAUUUUUACAUUGUAUUAUUUAUUCACUAGUCAUAAAUUCAUAACGUGAAGUAUAUUAUUAUGUAUUAUUUUUUUUUAUUAUUCCAAAUGUAUUUUGUGUUCAUUUUUUUAUUUUUAUUCUGACACCUGAUGAACACCAUCAGUUUGUUGUUUCACAUCUAACUUGUCCCUAUUAGAUUUCUGUAUAUAUUCUUUAAAGUUUGCAAAUGUUUUUCAAAGGAAAAGACACUAAUGUUAUUGACGCCAAAGGCUCAUGUUCCUCAUAGUU